AUGUGUACUGUAGACUUGAUUCGAUGGGACCACAACUAUGGUUACGCAGGAACGGUACUGCCGGUGUACAUCACCACAUUCAUUUUUGGGUUUCCAGCCAACGUUGUGGCGCUCUACGCCUUCAUCAGGAAGGUGCGACAGGGUGCAACUCCCGUUGACGUCCUGCUGAUCGGACUCACCAUCUCCGACCUUCUCUUCCUGAUCUUCCUUCCCUUCUGGAUGAAAGCCAUUGUUGAUGGCAUGGCGUGGAGAAUGGCUCAUUUCCUUUGUCCUCUGUCAGGCGUCAUAUUCUAUGGGUCCAUCAGCAACAGCAUCCUGUUCCUUACCGCCAUAAGUGUUGAGCGCUACCUUGCGGUUGCCUACCCCGUCAAAUAUAAACUGAACAGAAAACCUUGCCAUGCUGUGGUGGGUAGCGCCAUCAUCUGGAUCAUCUCCAUGGCAGAGAACAGCAUCAUCUUCGUCAUGCAGUACUAUGAUGACCAUGACCACGACCACAACACCACCAAAGAAGAAACCUGCUAUAAUGACUUCUCUGAAGAGCAGCUGAAAAUACUUCUGCCAUUUCGCUUACAGAAAUUCAUCUUUCUCUUCUGUGUGCCGCUACUCAUCUGCUCCUUCUGCUACAUCAACUUUAUCCGCAUCCUCUCCCGCCUGCCCAAAAUUUGCCCCAAACGGCGUCGCAGAGCCAUCGGCCUGGCCCUCGGGACCAUUGCCAUCUGCAUCAUCUGCUUUGGUCCUUACAGCAUGUCUCACCUGGUGGGCUAUGCCACAAACGAGAAUCCAAAGUGGAGCAAGUUUGCUGUGCUCACCAGCACCUUCAACGCCUGCCUGGACCCCUUCAUCUACUACUUCUCCUCGUCCGCACUCAGGGCCACCUUCAAGGGCAUGUUCGGACGGCUGCCGGCACAUGUGUCCGCACGUGAGCAUCGGGACAUUGCCAAGCAGCCUUCAAGGGAGCUAGAGGAGGUUACUCGCACACAGAGCACCAAUGAUAACCAACGAUAA
Engraulis encrasicolus (European anchovy) is the source of this 1005-nucleotide messenger RNA. Its product is annotated as free fatty acid receptor 3-like. NCBI's taxonomy places the organism in Eukaryota, Metazoa, Chordata, Actinopteri, Clupeiformes, Engraulidae. The record is from RefSeq and is a predicted model, not a curated record. Gene Ontology annotation, molecular function: G protein-coupled receptor activity. Gene Ontology annotation, biological process: G protein-coupled receptor signaling pathway; cellular response to fatty acid. The transcript is spliced from 2 exons. Gene Ontology annotation, cellular component: plasma membrane. The coding region runs from base 1 to 1005 and encodes 334 amino acids.